Molecule: messenger RNA, 2455 nt
Organism: Otolemur garnettii (small-eared galago)
Lineage: Eukaryota; Metazoa; Chordata; Mammalia; Primates; Galagidae
Gene: EDIL3
Product: EGF like repeats and discoidin domains 3
Exons: 11
Coding region: 179-1621 (480 amino acids)
Molecular function (GO): calcium ion binding
Source: RefSeq, a predicted model, not a curated record
AGCCGCCACUCUUGCCAGCCCGCUUGGAGAACUGUUUGAGAAAGCGCUGCGGGAAGAAGACAUCUUCUGGAAUUCUUCAGCAGGGGCGGGGUCUGCUGCUGCUCUGCGCUGCCCCCUCGGCGGCGCUGCCCUCGGCGACUACCCCUGACCGGCCGAGGUCACGUCCGGAGACGGGAUCAUGAAGCGCUUGGUGGCCACCUGGCUCUUGGUGGGGCUAAGCCUGGGCGUUCCCCCGUUCGGCAAAGGUGAUGUUUGUGAUCCCAACCCCUGUGAACACGGAGGGGUCUGUUUGCCAGGACUGGGUGGGGCUUCCUUUUCCUGCGACUGUCCAGAUGGCUUCACAGAUCCCAACUGUUCUAGUGUUGUGGAGGUUGCAUCAGACGAAGAAGAGCCAACUUCAUCAGGCCCCUGCCUUCCUAACCCAUGCCACAAUGGGGGAACGUGCGAAAUCAGUGAAGCCUACCGAGGAGACACCUUCAUAGGCUACGUCUGUAAAUGUCCUCGGGGAUUCAAUGGGAUUCACUGUCAGCACAAUAUAAAUGAAUGUGAAGCUGAUCCUUGCAAGAAUGGUGGGAUAUGCACAGACCUGGUUGCUAACUACUCCUGCGAGUGUCCAGGGGAAUUUAUGGGGAGAAACUGUCAAUACAAAUGCUCAGGUCCGUUGGGAAUUGAAGGUGGAAUCAUAUCAAAUCAGCAAAUAACAGCUUCCUCUACUCACCGAGCUCUUUUUGGACUCCAGAAAUGGUAUCCCUACUAUGCACGUCUUAAUAAGAAGGGGCUGAUAAAUGCGUGGACGGCUGCAGAAAAUGACAGAUGGCCGUGGAUUCAGAUAAAUUUGCAAAGAAAAAUGAGAGUUACUGGUGUGAUUACCCAAGGAGCCAAGAGGAUUGGAAGCCCGGAGUAUAUAAAAUCCUACAAAAUCGCCUACAGUAAUGAUGGGAAGACUUGGGCAAUGUACAAAGUCAAAGGCACCAGUGAAGACAUGGUGUUCCGUGGAAAUGUCGACAACAACACGCCGUAUGCUAACUCUUUCACACCCCCCAUAAAAGCUCAGUACGUGAGACUCUAUCCACAGGUUUGCCGAAGGCACUGCACUUUGCGAAUGGAACUUCUUGGCUGUGAACUCUCGGGCUGUUCCGAGCCUCUGGGUAUGAAAUCAGGACAUAUACAAGACUAUCAGAUCACUGCCUCCAGCAUCUUCAGAACCCUCAAUAUGGAUAUGUUCACUUGGGAACCAAGGAAAGCCCGGCUGGACAAGCAAGGCAAAGUGAACGCCUGGACCUCUGGCCACAACGACCAGUCGCAAUGGUUACAGGUGGAUCUUCUUGUCCCUACCAAAGUAACUGGCAUCAUUACACAAGGAGCGAAAGAUUUUGGUCACGUACAGUUUGUUGGUUCCUACAAACUAGCUUACAGCAAUGACGGAGAACACUGGACUGUCUACCAGGAUGAAAAGCAAAGAAAAGACAAGGUUUUCCAGGGCAAUUUUGACAAUGACACCCACAGGAAAAACGUCAUUGACCCUCCCAUCUAUGCACGGCACAUAAGAAUCCUGCCUUGGUCCUGGUACGGGCGAAUCACGCUGCGGUCGGAGCUGCUGGGCUGCACAGAGGAGGAAUGAGAAGCCCCGUACGCCACAGCCCUCUUCUCUACUUCCCUGAAAGUAUUUCCAUGGAAUGAACUGUGCAAAAUCUGUAGGAAACCGAAUGAGGUUUUUUCAUGAAGAAGUGCUUAAAUUAUGGUAGGCCACUGUCUUUUCAAGGAGGUCUAAGCCUGCCUUUUCAAUGAUUUCAUUUGAUUUUUAUUGGUCCAGUCUCUUAAAGACCAUAUCAUCUGUGAGUUACUUUUCUUAUUAUUUUCUGAGUUAUUCAUAUUAGUUGCAAUAUAUUGGGGAAAGAAAGUAGCCUUCUUUAUAUAGUAAGGGUAAAUAAAAAAGUCUCAACGUCAUCAAAUACUUGCAAGAGUUGGUAGAGCUUUUAUAAUCGGUAGUCAGCUGAUUCUUGUAAAAGGAAUCCGCAGUGUUUGUUAGCAAUAAGGGUUUUUUCUUCUGUAAUAAGUCUACAUUAUCCUAUCUGUUUCCCUGUGCCUAUAAAACAUGUCAGUGUUUAUAACAGAAAUUUGAAGAAGAAUCUGUAACAUGAAGUACUAAUUGUUCUAAUUCUCAUUUUACUUUCAUUAUUUUUAAUAAGGGAUUAUAUGCCCUUUUUUCUUUUGCUCUAUUCUGCGUUCUUUAUAUUGCAUAUUGCCUGAAUAAGUCAGUAUUUUUCUUAAUUGAAUUUUCUCCUACUACUCGCCUAAACAUCAUGUUUAUUUAUAUACCUGGAACAUGAUUAUCAGUAGUUUGAUCUCCAUGUAAUAUCAGUAGAUUAAAUAUGCAAUUUCAUUUCUGAAGGAAGUUUUAACUACAGAAUUUCCAAAUACUUUAUUUAUAAAGAAUCCCAUGCACCAGUUUGCA